CAGGCAUGUUUUUGUUCGCCAGUCGAUCUUGCGGCGUCGUUGGGGAUAGUUGUGUCUGUUUGAAAAAAUAUUCGUUGAAUUUCAAGUUUUUUUGAGUGAACUGAUUCUUGUGUUGUGAAAAACUCAUGUGUUUUUAACGUACAUUGGGAUUUUGAUGCAGUUGAUUGAAAGAUAAUGGCGUAAGCAGAGACAGAAAAUGGCGGCAAAUCACACGACAGACGUACCAGAAUAUGAGACGUCAAAAGACAUAGCAGAGUCGAAAUUGAAUAUUAGACCAAUAAACAUGACGUUGUGUAAAAAGCCAAAUUAUAUUAUUUAUAAAAAUUUCUACAAAGAAGACUUAUCAAGGCGAAUCCUAAAGAGAGAGUACAGCUUGUACAAUUAUUGUUUUAUCAGCGUAUUUAUCAGUUUUUUAUUUGGAUUCGUUAUAGGCGUCGUGAUAAUGGGCUCACAGACGAACAUUUCUCCCAAUUCAAGUCAUAGAAAAAUUAAUUCGAGCGUACGGACGCUGAAUUCGUUAAGGCUCAAAGAAUCGAAAGAUCUAGAAGUAACGGAAAGGGAGAAGGACUUCUCAGCUGUUUCGUUUACGGGCGAUAAUCACAAAUACAAAGACGUUUACCCAAAAAGCCUCACAGAAGACAUGAAGGAGAUUUUAAAAGAUAACAAAAUCAACCAUCACAAACAUAAAAUCGUGAAUCUAAAUAGAACAGUUUAUGUUCCUGGCGAUGAAACUGUGUUAUACGAUAGUAUAUUUUGGGGACCGGAGGUUGAGAAUUAUAUGCCGCAAGGGUAUGGUGAAAACUCAGCGGAGAUAUGGGAAAGGUACGUGGACCAGAGCGAGGUGAUUAAAAUGGAAUCCGGCUGCGGGCGGAUGCAGAACCGUCUCGUCACCUUCAAAGAUGGCAUUCAAGCUUGCGUUAGAUAUAGACAAAACACUGAUCAAAUACAGGGGGAGAUCUUUAGCUUCUACGUUGCUAGGUUGCUCAAUUUAACCAAUCUAGCGCCAUCAGUGGUUAAAGUAGUCGAUUUGAAAGACAAGCUGUGGGCGAACGUAGGUAAUGACAUCGCUACAGCGCAAUGGAAUACAAAUAGGGCUGUUGUAUUAACGCAAUACAUCCCAAGUCUGGAAUCCGCCACAAUACCUGAUAUCUUCAAACCGUCGAAUCGACAUCUGAAUAAAAUGGAUGUACUCGACAUGGCGAUGAAAGAAAAGGAGACAGACACAAACAAACAAAUUCUAAUAAACAAACUCAGAGCCAAAGACGUCAAAGUCAUAAAAGAUGAUGCCAACGAGACAUUCGAUCAUAUAGACAUGAAAUUGAACAAGAAAACAAUAGACCAAUUCGUCGAAUUGGCGCAGUGGUCGGAUCUGAUUAUUUUCGACUAUCUAACAGCGAAUUUAGAUAGGAUAGUAAAUAAUCUAUUCAACUACCAGUGGAAUGUUAAUAUAAUGGACGGCCCGGCCCACAAUUUGGCAAGGAAAAUGGACAGCGGAUUGCUCUUGUUCCUCGACAAUGAAUCAGGAUUGCUCCACGGGUAUCGACUGUUGAAGAAAUACAACGCUUACCACAGUCUAAUGCUAGAUAAUCUAUGCGUGUUUAGAAAGAAGACAGUGGACGCACUAAGAACGCUUCACGACACGUCGAUUGGUGCAAAAUUAAGUGAUAUGUUUCACCAGAAAAACAACGCGGUGAUACGCGACGUUCUGCCUCCGUUACCGGAGAAGAAUUCGAAGAUACUGCACGAUAGGAUAGCCAAGGUUUUGAGUCAAGUAGAAAAAUGUGAACAAUCUUUUGCUAGAUAGCUUGAAACAGCUCUGGCUUAAAUGUGCAUUUAGUUGGAAAAUUAGCUCAAUAAUUAAUGAUGUGAAUAUUGAAUUACUGUUUAGAUUUGUUGUCUGUGAUAACAACCUUUUGAAUUUAUGUUUAUUGUCAUAGGUAGAUCGCGAUUUAGUAGUUUGGAGUGUCAUUGUGUAUUAAAUGGAAAAUAUAGGAGAGAAAGUAGUCAAGGUAUUGUAGGAUAAUAAAAUUUUCAUUAAAGAAUUAAUAGACAAGAUUUUAUAAUUAGAGAUGGAAAUUUUAAGAUUCUCUCUCAUUUCAAUAUUGUUAAGCAUUUCCAAAAUUAACAUAAAUGGAUUUGUGAUUUGAAAAUUGUUAAAUCAAUUUUGACACAAUACGUAAUAUAUUUGAGUCGGUUAAUUUUAUAUGUACACGCCAUACUGUAUAAAUGUAUAAAGUAUAUAAAAGUGAUAAUAUUUUUGAUACCAAAUAUAAUAAUUUAUUUAUAAAUUAUAUUAUUGUGCCAGUAAUUUUGGUGAUAUUGUUAAUUAUAUGUAAAUAUAUUGCGCAGGCGGGGAGGGUAUUUGA
Molecule: messenger RNA, 2366 nt
Organism: Zerene cesonia (dogface butterfly)
Lineage: Eukaryota; Metazoa; Arthropoda; Insecta; Lepidoptera; Pieridae
Gene: fj
Product: extracellular serine/threonine protein kinase four-jointed
Exons: 2
Coding region: 197-1804 (535 amino acids)
Biological process (GO): cell-cell signaling
Source: RefSeq, a predicted model, not a curated record